Erigeron canadensis is the source of this 1234-nucleotide messenger RNA. RefSeq names its product GATA transcription factor 12-like. NCBI's taxonomy places the organism in Eukaryota, Viridiplantae, Streptophyta, Magnoliopsida, Asterales, Asteraceae. The record is from RefSeq and is a predicted model, not a curated record. The coding region runs from base 83 to 1021 and encodes 312 amino acids. Gene Ontology annotation, cellular component: nucleus. The transcript is spliced from 2 exons. Gene Ontology annotation, molecular function: sequence-specific DNA binding; zinc ion binding. Gene Ontology annotation, biological process: positive regulation of DNA-templated transcription.
CCUACAUCAACUUUCUCCCAAAUUAUCUCUCCAAUUAUAUCCCCCAAAAAAAACAACCUCAAAAAAACAACAAGAAGCAUUCAUGGGAAGUUACUUUGGUGCCGUAGAAUGUUACUCUGAGCAACAAAAACAAACCGAAUUUCUCUCCAGUGCUAACCAAUUUACAGUUGAUGACUUGCUUGUCGACUUCCCUAACGACGAAGAUUUCGUAAUGAGUGAGGUCUUUGACUCGGCCGAUUUUUCUAGCUCAAAUUCACCCGUCUCGGGUGAACCUCAUUUAUCUAGCAAUAUAAGCUCGUAUAGCCUCUCCGACUCUCAAUUCUCGGGUGGUGAACUUUCUCUUCCGUAUGACGAAUUAGCGGAGCUAGAAUGGCUAUCGAGUUUCACCGAGGAAUCAUUUUCGAGCGACGAUUUGUAUAAUCUACAACUAAUCUCCGCCGCAAACCAACCGUUGACCACAACCGACACUUCAUCAUCCGACACAACUAAUGAAUUCCGACAAAAAACCUUGUUAUGGCCAAACAGAAACAUCUCACCCAUAUUUCAAAAUGACGUUUUAGUACCCGGGAAAGUUCGUAGCAAACGCUCUCGCGCCGCUCCUUGUGAUUGGUCGUCACGCCUUUUGUUACUCAAAACGUCCCCGACUUCAGCUGAAGUUAAUCAGGCUAAAGCGGCGACGACAGAGAAUUCGGUUCGGAGAUGCUUACAUUGUGGUUCAGAUAAGACACCUCAGUGGCGUAGGGGCCCAAUGGGCCCAAAAACAUUAUGUAACGCAUGUGGUGUUCGUUUCAAGUCGGGUCGGUUAGUACCAGAAUACCGACCCGCUGCCAGCCCCACAUUUGUACCCGCUAAGCACUCAAACUCACAUCGUAAGGUCAUGGAGCUCCGUAGACAGAUGGAGCUCCGGAACUCACAACAACAACAAUUGAUUAGCCAUAACUCAAAAUUCGAAGGAUGCAACGGCAAUGAUGAUUACUUGAUUCAUCGACAAAUCGGUCCAAAUUACAUGCACAUGAUCUAAUGUUAAAUGGGUCAUGAAAUUAAUUAGCCCGAACCAGUUUUACGUAUUAGCAAUUAAGUUUAAUUAGUCAUCUGAGAAGAAACAAUCCAUUUUCUGAGGAUUUAUUUCAUUUAAUUAGAAUCCCUAAGAAGGAAGAAAAAAAAUAGUUAACUUGAUCAAUUCAUUGUAGGAUUUUGUAACUCAUGUAAUCAGAUUUUACUAAUUGUUGUUCUA